This is a messenger RNA of Paramecium octaurelia, 379 nucleotides long. NCBI's taxonomy places the organism in Eukaryota, Ciliophora, Oligohymenophorea, Peniculida, Parameciidae. The record is from the annotation of a GenBank genome assembly.
GUAUUGAUAGUCCUUCAGGAAUUUGUCUACGAUACCUGAUAAUGACAAUAAGUAUCAAAUCAACAUAGCUAAGUUGUCGAAUGAAAAAACAAAUAAUAUAGAGCUAUACUGUGCACAGAAACACUAAAAUAGGAGAGGCAAUCCAAUAUUAUAUUAAAAUAAAUUCAGAACACAGUUAAUUAAAGCAGGAGACAAAUAAAACCGAUUCGAUUUAGGAAUCAAUAAACCACUAGAACUGAGACUAGCUUUGAAAGAUCAUACAAUAUAUGUCCUUAACAUUCUAUUUAUCUCAAAAAUAGCAAAUCUGAUAGAACAAGUUCUGUGAUCGGAGCAAUUAAACAGAGUAAUCGAAUUCGGAAUUGAAUUUCUAAAAGAAAAG